Molecule: messenger RNA, 1140 nt
Organism: Kazachstania africana CBS 2517
Lineage: Eukaryota; Fungi; Ascomycota; Saccharomycetes; Saccharomycetales; Saccharomycetaceae
Gene: ZRT2
Product: low-affinity Zn(2+) transporter ZRT2
Exons: 1
Coding region: 1-1140 (379 amino acids)
Biological process (GO): zinc ion import across plasma membrane
Cellular component (GO): plasma membrane
Molecular function (GO): low-affinity zinc ion transmembrane transporter activity
Source: RefSeq, a predicted model, not a curated record
AUGUUAUCAAUAACAGAGCUGAUACCGAGAGCAAUCGAUACAUGCUCUACUUCAAAUGAUUACGAUGGUAACAAUAAUUUAAGAAUUUUAUCUGUAUUCAUAUUAUUGAUUUCAGCUUCCAUAGGGGUAUUUUUCCCCAUAUUGGCGUCUAGAUACUCCUUUAUCAAUUUACCAGGCUGGUGUUUCUUUAUUGCCAAAUUUUUUGGUUCUGGUGUGAUUGUCGCUACUGCAUUUAUUCAUUUAUUAGAACCUGCUUCCGAAGAAUUGGGUGACGAUUGUCUAGGAGGCACUUUUGCUGAAUACCCUUGGGCUUUUGGUAUUUGUCUCAUGUCUCUCUUCUUCUUAUUCCUCGUAGAGAUCAUUUCCCACUAUUUUGUCAAUAAAAAUUUUGGUCAUGAUCAUGGACACGAUGAAACUGGUACAAUCGUACACCAUAUACCACGCGAAGAAGAUGAAGAAGAAGAAGACAGCCUUGAUGAAGAUUUUAAAAAAGGCGAUAUAGAAUCUCAGACUUCUCCUGACAUUAGAACUCAUAAGCUAGAUAGAUUGGCUUCAAUACUAGGCAAAGAUCAUUUUUCACACGAUUCUACCCAUCAAGAUCCAUCGCAGUUGGGUACUUCAACUGAAGAGUUCCAAAAGGAACAAUAUUUAAAUCAAAUUGUUGCAUUAUUCAUCCUGGAAUCAGGUAUUAUUUUUCAUUCCAUAUUCAUUGGACUUUCAUUAGCCGUUACUGGUGCAGAAUUCAAAACAUUAUUUAUCGUAUUAACAUUCCAUCAAAUGUUCGAAGGUCUCGGUCUAGGUACCAGGAUUUCAGAAGCCAAUUGGCCACAAUCUAAAAAAUACAUUCCCUGGCUAAUGGGUCUUGCAUUUGCAUUGACUACAGCCAUUGCUGUAGCCAUAGGUAUAGGUGUAAGACACUCGUGGGUACCCGGCUCAAGAAACGCAUUAAUUGCCAGCGGUAUAUUCGAUUCAAUAUCAGCAGGUAUCUUAAUAUACACAGGUCUUGUCGAACUAAUGGCACAUGAAUUUUUAUAUUCAAAUCAAUUCAAAGGCCCUGAUGGUUUCAAACGUAUGCUCUUCGCUUAUUUCAUUAUGUGUUGCGGUGCAGCUUUGAUGGCUUUAUUGGGUAAAUGGGCAUAA